GAAUAAAUACAAUAUCAUAUAAAUAAUAAACAUUACUAUCUAUAAAUGAACAAGGAAAAUUUGGAAACAAGGCAUUUGUCUUGGUUGGAGUUGCAGCAUAUAAUUGUAAAAUUCAAUUCUUUAAUUUUUUAUACUGAUAGAGAACUUCAAGAAUCAAAAAGAAAAAGAAAAAGAAAAAGAGGCCAAUAGCAUUUAGCUUUAGCCGAUUGACUGAAAUGCGAAGUGCAGAGUCCAAAUAAAAAUAGAUAAAAAAAGAAAAAGAAAAAAAACCCUUAGAAUUUUCUGCUAGAAAGAUUCCACACCACAUACCAUAACUCUCUCAGUUUCACCAAGCAUGGUGAAUUCUCCUGCUGAAAAUGACCCACUUCAACAACAACAGCCUUUAAGCAAGGGAGCCCCAGUCGAGGUCAGCAGUGACGAGGAAGGCUUUCGAGGGGCUUGGUACUUGGCCACUAUCCUCGAAAUGCCUCCCAAAUCCGCUUCCAAGAAACGAAAGAAGGCAUUUGUUCGCUACAAGACUUUACUCGCUGACGAUGGUAAGUCCCCUUUGACUGAGCAUGUCGACCCCGGUUAUAUUCGCCCUUUGCCGCCUAAUGAGAAGGGAAAUGCUCAGUCCGGGUUCGAAGUGAACGAAAUCGUUGAUGCGAGGUACAGAGAUGGUUGGUGGACUGGCGUUGUGAGGAAGGUUUUGGCGAAGUCGAAAUAUAGGGUUUACUUUGAUAAUCCUCCUGAUGUCAUUGAGUUUGAUAGGAAAGAUUUAAGGGUUCAUUGGGAUUGGAUCGAUGGCAACUGGGUUCGCCCUGAAAAGCAGCAAUCAACAGGCUCCGUUUUUAGCUCUGGGACAGCAGUGGAGGUAAAUGUUGAUGAUGAAAGCCUACGUGAUGUUUGGUUCCCUGCAAUAGUCGUAAAAGAAAAUGAGGAUAAGACUUUCCUGGUGAAGUAUCAGAACUCUAAGAAUGAUGAUGAGUCUGGGACUGCAAAAGUUGUUGUAGAUUCCCUCCAUAUCAGACCCACUCCUCCUCGAUAUGCAGAUAGGAAUUAUGAAUUGCUGGAAAGAGUGGAUACAACAUAUAAUUUUGGUUGGCGCACUGGAGUAAUUACCAAAGUUCUUACUGGAAGAAGGUACAAUGUCUUCUUUAAGCAUGGAAAUGAGGACAAGGAACUCUCUCACUCUGAUAUAAGGCCUAACGUUGAAUGGACCGAUGGAAACUGGAUUAGUAAAUCCAAGGAAGUCAUAAUUGCUUCUGAUGACCAAGAGCUGAUAGGGGAUGCUCUCUGUGGUACCCGGUACACCAAGAUGGCUGGAGAACUUGAAAGUUCCUUGUCCACAAAAGAAAACACUGAAGAUAAGAUUCCUUUGAAAAAGAUGAAAAGGAAUGCUACAGAGCAGCCAACUCCCACUGAUGAAAACAGUACUUUGCACUCAGGCAAGAAGAAGGUCAAACUGGAAACAUCAAAUGGCAACACUUCUAAUUCACGGUCUUCAAAAAAGCAAACUGAAGGAAAUGCAGUGGUAACACCGAUAUCAGUUACUGGCGAUCAGUUAAAAGAUAUGCCUAGUGAAACAUUGUGUAAAGAAGGGAAUCCGAGAACUGGUGGUAAAGCUACUAAAUUCCCAAAGAAAACUGUGAUUGCUGAUCAGCCUUGUGCUAAGAGUGAGAGCCCAUUAACAGAAGCAACAACUCAAACUGCUUCAAAUGACCGCCUUUUCUGUCAACAUCACCGUUCUAACUGGACGACUAAGAGGCAGAAAGUUGGUUCAGCUGACGGUAAAGUAGACAACCUUGCGAAGAGGAAUGUAAAAGUUAGAAAGUCACCAAGUAACAGCCCACAGGUUUUGACAGCAGGCAAGGAAGGAACUACAAGGGUUGCUGGAGAAAUUAAUGAAGGGGAUAUUAAAACAAAAGAAGUUGAAAUGCCCAUCAUCUUAGGAUUAGCAGCAAAGUUCUCAAAGACUUUACAGGCUGAAAAUUCCUGUCAGAUCCCUAGUGAGGAACCUGGGAAGCUAAUGGGGGAUCAAAAAAACAAUUUAAAUGAUUCAGUCAGAAAUGAAAAUAUGGAAAUAAUGGAAAAUAAUGUUGGAGAAAGCGAUCCGAAAAAAAAGAGGGGAAGACCACGUAAAGCAGUAGUUACAAGUCCGAAGGCUUUUCAUGCUGGUAAGGAGCAAAAUGGGGCUGGAGGUAUUACUGAUGAAAAAGUUUUAAAAGAUUGUACGAGUGAUGAAGCUGGUUUGUCAAAACAUAAAGGUGUGGAACUGUCAGGAAGGAUAAAUGACGACCAAAAAACAAGAGAGGUUCACUUGGCGACUGCUGGGAUUUCCGACAUGAAUGAGGACGAUCAACCUCUAUCAACUUGGAUAGGGGGAAUCCACUCCUCAGGUGAUGAAGAAUCAAGGCUCUCCUCUGGCAGGCUCGUCAAUGGAUGGAAUGAGGAAAAAGGAUUGGUUGAUGUUCCUAUUGAAUCUCAUGCAAUUGAUGCUACUGGUAGAAGCCCAUUGGAUAGUGAUCAGAGUUUGCCUUUUGUGAAGAAAUCACCUAUAUGGCGAACAAUUGAAUCUUUGGAUGUCUUCCAAAUUGUGCCCCAAAAACCACAUUUUCAACCUUUGGCUGAAAGCAGAGAGGAGUUUCGUGAGGGAUCGGCAAUUGGGAUCAUGGUGACCUUUGCCAGUUUGUUUGAUAAGAUAUCCAUGUUGCAUUUUGAUGACCCUCGAAACACAUUUGACAGCAUUUCAGAAGGUCUUGAUGACUUGGAAAAGCACGGAUUUGAUGUUAGUCUGCUUAGGUGCCGUGUGAAUAAACUACUUUCAAUCAAAGAAGGGCAUAGUCAGCAUCUAGGGGAGAAAGAAAAUGCAGAAAGGGAGAUAAUGGAAAAUACAAAGGGGAUAACUAAAUUCGAUGAAGAGAUGGAAGAGAUUGAAAAGAAGAUUGCUCAAUUACAAGAACAACAUUCUUCUAUAAAGUCAGAGAAGGAGACCAAGAGUCUUAAGGUUGGUAGUUUGAAGUUGCAUGCUGAUGUUCUAAAUAAGCUUAUUCAGAAUGCCCCUCAUGAAUUUAAGAAAAUAGCUACUGCGUCGUGGAAGUUGCCAUGAUCACUCAUUGGUUUCAUGUUGGAAUGGCUAAUUAUUGUUGUUAAAUAUGUGGAUUCGAUUGUAGUGGGGUUGUUUUUUAGGCGCAAUUGUAGUGGUUAGGGUGAAUCAGUAGAGGGUCCUUUUUGAUUUAUAGAUAUGCUGUUUCAUGCACCUUUCUGUUCCUCGGUGUCUUGUAUGUUACGUCUAUUUUUGUUUUUGGAGUCAAAAACAUGAACCUGCUUCUCCAGCCUAGACUAGAACUUUAUGAAAAUGUGCAAAACUAACUUUUUUAGGUCCCUCA
This is a messenger RNA of Gossypium raimondii (Peruvian cotton), 3368 nucleotides long. Its product is annotated as DUF724 domain-containing protein 2. The coding region runs from base 335 to 3088 and encodes 917 amino acids. The record is from RefSeq and is a predicted model, not a curated record. Lineage: Eukaryota; Viridiplantae; Streptophyta; Magnoliopsida; Malvales; Malvaceae. The transcript has 10 exons.